Molecule: messenger RNA, 381 nt
Organism: Pelobates cultripes (western spadefoot toad)
Lineage: Eukaryota; Metazoa; Chordata; Amphibia; Anura; Pelobatidae
Source: the annotation of a GenBank genome assembly
AUGAUCGCCAAAAAGAGAGCGGCUGCCUACAUCCCGGGAAUCAGAGACAGAGAUGGGAAGCUGCACAGUGUGCCGACCGCGAUGGCCAACACUAUUCGGGCGUACUACGCGGACCUAUAUUCACUCGACCCACCCAGGGGAGAGGGAGCUGGUACAGAAAGGAAGACGCGAAUAACAGACUACCUAGAACCGCGCAUCGGCAACUGCAUCUCACAGGAGGCAAGCGCAGAGCUAGACGAACCGAUCGAGACAAACGAGGUAGCAUGGGCUCUCAAAACGCUAUUACAAAACCUUUGCGGAACUCCUCGUCCCUCGCCUCACGACGGCACUCAACGCGAUCCGAGAAGGGCAGAUAUUCCCGACACAGACCUUGGCGGCUAA